Messenger RNA from Ictalurus punctatus (channel catfish), 7221 nucleotides. It is a transcript of the gene col11a1b, whose product is annotated as collagen, type XI, alpha 1b. Gene Ontology annotation, molecular function: extracellular matrix structural constituent. NCBI's taxonomy places the organism in Eukaryota, Metazoa, Chordata, Actinopteri, Siluriformes, Ictaluridae. The record is from RefSeq and is a predicted model, not a curated record. The coding region runs from base 219 to 5732 and encodes 1837 amino acids. The transcript has 67 exons.
ACACACACACACACACAUACACACACGCACGAACGCGUACACACGCUCACGUGCACGCGCGUGGUCACACACACACGCGCACACACACCUUCAGGGCUGAGGAGUUGCUGAGGCCGGACUCUCAGCUCCACAUUCACUGUGUAUUUGACUGAAAGUGAUUAUUAUGGCAGAAGAGAAGUAAAAAGAGGAGAUUUAUUGGAUUGAGGAAAUUAGUGUUAAUGAUCGGGAUGAUGGAUGCGCAGAGCUGGAGCACGCGAAAGUGGCUUUGGCAUCGCGGUAUAUCGACUCUCUUCACAGUAUCGGUGUUCCUGCAGACUGCGUGUGUGAGAGCAGCCGAGCCAGUGGACGUGCUGAAGGUUUUGGACUUUCGCAGUUCUCCAGAGGGAAUAACCAAAGUGCAGGGACUCUGUCCUGUCAGGAGAGGAUCCAAACCCGAUGUGGCGUACAGAGUGGACAAAAAGGCGCAGAUCAGCACUGCGACGAAAAAACUCUUCCCAGCCGGAGUAUUUCCUGAAGAUUUCUCCAUCCUCAUGACCAUAAAGCCCAAAGCGGGAACUCAGGCCUUCCUCUUAUCAGUGUAUGAUGAUAAGGGACUGCAGCAGAUCGGGGUGGAGAUCGGACGCACUCCAAUCUUCCUGUACGAAGAUCAGCACGGAAAACCCACGCCGGAAAAUUAUCCGUUAUUCCGAAACAUUAACCUCUCUGAUGGGAAGUGGCAUCGUGUGGCGAUCAGCGUGGAGAAGAAAUCCAUCACCAUGAUCGUCGACUGUAAAAAGAAAAUCUCAAAGCCUCUGGACAGAAGUAAAAAACCUGUAAUCAGCACAGACGGCAUCACGGUGUUCGGCACCAGGAUCCUGGAUGAGGAGGUGUUUGAGGGAGACAUCCAGCAGCUGCUGUUGGUGGAAGACGCCCGAGCUGCGUACGAUUACUGUGAACAUUACAGUCCCGAGUGUGGAACGCCACAUCAGGAAACACCACAGGCUCAGGAACCCGAGGAGGAGUACACCACCGAAUACACCGAUUAUUACGACUACACAGAGGGAGAACUCGGAACUACUGAGGUUCCUGUCGAGGAGACGAGAACUGACAUCAAGCCCAGCACAGGGGAGGAGGAGUACUUCACCGAGACCGGGCUGGAUUAUGGCACUGUGGACGGAUCCGAGCCCCAAACCACAGCAGCAUCACCUGUUAAAUCUGAGGAUGUGGCGUAUGAGGAGGAAAUUGUGGAUGAUUACAUCACCGGGGUGGAGCAGGUGGGCGUGGACUCGCCUUCCACACCUGUGGAAACCAAAACCAUGGAGACGGUAGAGGGUGUAGAGACGGUAGAGGGUGUGGAGGGUGUGGAGGGUGUGGAGACGGUAGAGGGUGUAGAGGGUGACAUGACAUCCUUCAAAGAGUACGACAUGAGCGAGUUUGAGACGAAGGAACUGGACCCGAGUCACUAUGACGACGGUUUCUAUGACUACGGGACAAUAACCCCGGGCCCUGACCCCGAGCAGGAGCAUGAGGUGGAGAUGCCUGCAGAGACUGGCAAAUCAGAGGGUAGAACUGCUGGUGGUUAUGGAGGUGAGAAAGGACAGAAAGGAGAACCUGCUGUCAUCGAGCCGGGAAUGCUAAUAGAGGGACCACAAGGACCACCGGGACCUGCGGGUCUUCCAGGCUCUCCGGGAGUUCAGGGCUCUCCCGGUCUCCGUGGUGAUCCUGGUGAUAAAGGUCCUCCUGGUCGUCCUGGUCUCCCCGGUGCUGAUGGAGCUCCUGGACCUUCAGGAACGGUCCUCAUGCUGCCGUUCCGUGCAGGAGGUGAGGCCUCUAAAGGUCCGGUAGUGACGGCGCAGGAAGCUCAGGCUCAGGCCAUCCUGGCUCAGGCUCGGCUGGCGAUGAGGGGUCCGCCCGGGCCUGUGGGGUUAGCUGGCAGAGCUGGUGCUAUGGGUAAUCCUGGAGCACCUGGUCUUAAAGGAGAUAGUGGAGAAUCUGGUCCCACUGGUCCGAGAGGACUGCAGGGUUCCACAGGGCCCCCGGGGAAGGCAGGGAAGAGGGGUCGUUCAGGAGCCGACGGGGCGAGAGGAAUGCCAGGAGAGACGGGAGGAAAGGGAGAUCGAGGCUUUGACGGCCUUCCGGGUUUACCUGGAGAGAAGGGGCACAGGGGUGAGUCCGGCCCGAUCGGACCCCCGGGAUCUCCUGGAGAUGACGGGCCAAGGGGAGAGGAUGGACAGAUCGGACCGAGAGGACUGCAGGGAGAAAGUGGUCCUAGAGGUUUACUCGGCCCACGAGGAUCUCCAGGUUCUAACGGUCAACGUGGUCUUCCCGGAUUGGAUGGGCCGCCCGGUCCUAAAGGGAACAUGGGACCAUCAGGAGAAGCAGGACCACCCGGUCAGCAGGGUAACACCGGCCCCCAGGGUUUACCGGGACCUCAGGGCCCAAUCGGACCUCCUGGAGAUAAAGGUCCUGCUGGGAAACCGGGACUGCAGGGUUUAGCUGGAGCUGACGGUCCUCCUGGUCAUCCAGGGAAAGAGGGAUCGGCGGGAGAGAAAGGAUCUGUUGGUCAUCCAGGACCUCAGGGGUCUAUCGGCUACCCCGGACCACGAGGAGUCAAAGGAGCUGAAGGAGUUCGUGGGUUGAAAGGUGGUAAAGGGGAAAAGGGUGAAGAUGGUUUCCCAGGGUUUAAAGGUGAUAUGGGACUCAAAGGGGACAAGGGGGAGUCUGGAGUACUCGGACUGAGGGGAGAGGACGGACCGGAGGGACCGAAGGGAAAAUCCGGACCAUCUGGAGAAGCUGGACCCAUGGGACUGGCUGGAGAAAAGGGUAAACUGGGAGUUCCUGGAUUACCUGGAUAUCCUGGACGACAGGGUCCAAAGGGUUCUACCGGUUUCGCCGGUUCUGCUGGAGCCAGUGGAGAGAAAGGAGCGAGGGGACUGGCUGGUAAAGCAGGGCCGAGAGGACAGCGCGGACCGACGGGUGCUCGCGGUAGCCGAGGAGCGAGAGGACCGACGGGAAAACCAGGAGCGAAGGGAACAUCGGGACACGACGGUCCUGCUGGAGGUCCUGGAGAAAGAGGACCUCAAGGACCACAGGGGCCCGUUGGGUUGCCGGGACCUAAAGGUCCAAACGGACCACCUGGUAAAGACGGACUGCCGGGACACCCAGGACAGAGAGGAGAAACUGGUUUCCAAGGAAAGACGGGGCCCCCUGGUCCUGGAGGAGUCGUCGGUCCACAGGGUCCUACAGGAGAAACCGGAUCUGUGGGUGAGAGAGGACACCCCGGUUCCCCAGGACCCCCCGGAGAGCAUGGUCUUCCUGGAGCGGCGGGUAAAGAGGGUGGAAAGGGUGACCCAGGCCCUCAGGGUCCUGCUGGAAAGCCCGGUCCUCCUGGUAUCAGAGGUUUCCAGGGUCUGAGAGGUCUUCCUGGAACACCGGGUCCAGGAGGUCUGAAAGGUGGUGAAGGUCCUCCUGGUGUGCCAGGGCCCAAUGGCUCUCCAGGUGAGAGAGGAGGUGCUGGACCCGGCGGUCCGAUCGGAGUACCAGGUCGAAACGGACCUCAAGGACUCCCGGGACCUGCUGGAGAGAAAGGUGGUCCGGGUGAUAAAGGUCCUGCUGGUCCCGCCGGUCGUGAUGGUAUUCAGGGUCCAGUCGGACUUCCUGGAGCUGCAGGACCUCAGGGACCACCUGGAGAGGAUGGUGAUAAGGGAGAAGUCGGAGAACCGGGACAGAAGGGUGGCAAAGGGGACAAGGGGGAAUCAGGUCCUUCUGGUCCAGGUGGUCUUCAAGGUCCAAUUGGCAAUCCAGGUCCUGCUGGCACUGAUGGUGAAGCUGGACCACGAGGUCAGCAGGGAAUGUUCGGCCAGAAAGGAGACGAAGGGCCUCGAGGAUUCCCCGGACUGCCAGGACCCGUCGGCCUGCAGGGAUUACCAGGACCUCCAGGCGAGAAGGGAGAGACGGGUGACGUCGGUGCAAUGGGUCCUCCUGGUCCUCCAGGUCCCAGAGGUCCUCAGGGUUCCAGUGGAGCCGAUGGUGCUCAGGGACCUCCCGGUGGUAUCGGCUCUAUGGGAGGAAACGGAGAAAAGGGUGAGACGGGUGACGCGGGAAACCCAGGACCUCCUGGAGAGACCGGUUCAAUGGGUCCAAAAGGUGAAGUGGGUGAGAAAGGAGAGACGGGACCACCCGGAGCUGCCGGACCCGCAGGACCACGAGGACCCCCUGGAGAUGACGGUCCUAAAGGAAACCUUGGACCUGCUGGCUUUCCUGGAGACCCAGGUCCUCCUGGUGAGCCUGGCGCUGGUGGACUCGAUGGUCUUCCUGGAGAUAAAGGAGAGGACGGAGAAGCCGGUCAGCAGGGACCCCCGGGUCCAUCAGGUGAAGCCGGACCUCCUGGACCUCCAGGAAAGAGAGGCUCGCUCGGACGGACAGGACCCGAGGGCAAGCAGGGAGAAAAAGGUUCUAAGGGUGAAGCCGGAGCUGAAGGACCAGCUGGGAAAACCGGGCCUGUUGGACCUCAAGGGCCUCCUGGAAAGUCCGGUGCUGAGGGUCUGAGAGGAAUUCCCGGACCUGUGGGUGAACAAGGACUUCCUGGUGCAGGGGGUAAAGACGGCCCGCCGGGUCCACUGGGUCCUCCUGGGCUCCCCGGGUUGAAAGGUGAUCCCGGUUUUAAAGGCGAAAAGGGUCAUCCUGGUCUGAUUGGUCUGAUCGGGCCUCCAGGUGAACCAGGUGAGAAAGGAGAUCGAGGUUUACCUGGAGUUCAGGGACUAUCCGGAGGUAAAGGUGAUGGUGGUGGUGUCGGUUCUUCCGGUCCUGUUGGUCCUCCUGGACCUCCUGGUAUUCCUGGAACACAAGGACAAAAAGGAUCCAAAGGAGCGAAUGGUCCAGCGGGUCAGAAAGGAGACCCGGGUUUGAUCGGCCCUCCUGGACCUCCUGGUCCUCCAGGUGACAUGAUCCAGUCGCUGCCCAUUCAGAUGUCCAAGAAGGCGAAGCGUUCUUCAGACGUCCAGGCCGACGAGGCCGUGAUGGAUUACGGUUUGGAGGGAAUGGAGGGAAUGGAGGGAAUGGACGAAGUCUACGGCUCCCUCAAUAACCUGAAGCUGGACAUCGAACGUAUGAAGUUCCCUCUGGGCACGCAGGACAAUCCGGCCCGGACCUGUAAAGACCUGCAUCUCAGCCAGCCCGACUUCCCCGACGGUGAAUAUUGGAUCGAUCCUAACAUGGGCUGUAAGGGAGACUCCUUUAAGGUUUACUGUAACUUUACAGCAGCAGGAGAGACGUGUAUCUAUCCUGAUAAGAAGUCCGCAGGGGUUAGAAUAUCCAACUGGCCGAAAGAGUCUCCAGGGACGUGGUUUAGCGAGUUCAAGCGCGGUAAAAUCCUCUCAUACGUGGACAUCGAGGAGAACUCCAUCACCGGCGUCCAGAUGACGUUCCUGAAGUUGCUGAGUUCUGCAGCGAGACAGAACUUCACCUACAUCUGCCACCAAUCCGUCGCCUGGUUCGACGCUAAAGCCGACAACUACAACAAGGCUCUGCGCUUCCUCGGCUCCAACGACGAAGAAAUGUCACACGACAACAACCCCUUCAUCAAGGCCGUGUACGACGCCUGCUCGCAAAAGCAGGGCUAUGCUAGAACCGUGCUGGAGAUUAACACUCCGCGCAUCGACCAGCUGCCCAUCAUCGACGUCAUGCUGAAUGAUUUCGGAGAUCCCAGCCAGAGAUUCGGCUUCGAGGUCGGGCCUGUCUGCUUCCUCGGGUAACAGCCUUCCUUCAGCCUGGUCGUACUGGGACGCUUCGAGACGUGUGGACGGCUGCCACACACACACACACACACACACACACACACACACACUUUUGCUGGCUGAUAAAGACUGUGUUAUCAUCAUGGGAAUGUUCAGCGCCCUUGUGGGGCCGACAAGACGAGACUGAAACCAGCAAUCCGAGGACCAACGUGAAGAAAAGACAUGAACUGGUGAAUAACGGUGCACUUUCAAACUAAAAAAAAAAAACGAAAUGGAUUCCUCUGGGGUUUUUUCUGUUCCACCAACGCCACUUCUUUUCCCAGUUUUAAUCCCACUAUCAAAUUAACUUCUAAUCCUGAUAUUUUAUUUCUAAUCCCACUGAUCAUAGACCUCAUCAUAAUCUUAAUUCCUGUUUUAAACUUCCAUCGUAAAACCAACUCCCUCAAUUUAAUCCCAGUAUUUUAUUCCAAUUCCAAUAUUGGGAAUUUAUUUCCAGUCCCAGUCCUAAUCUUAAUCCCAAUCCCACUUACCUUUGUUCCUUUUGUUUCUUUAUUCUUCCUCCAGGUCUUUUGGUUCGCUCUUGAUAUAUAUAUAUAUAUAUAUAUAUAUAUAUAUAUAUAUAUAUAUAUAUAUAUAUAUAUAUAUAUAUAUAUAUAUAUAUAUAAAUGAAAUUUUACGGUGCUAUAGAACGUGCAUUUUUAAAAUAUAUAUAUAUAUAAAACUGUAAUUAUAAUUUUGUACAAUAAUGUCUUUUUGAGUCAGCUUUCCUGCAGAAUCUUGCAUGUCUUUAAUCUGAUGACGAUACAGAGAGUUCUUCAGUCUGGAUAUCUAUUUUUAACUUUAAAACAAUUGUCCUGUUCUGAUUAACGCUGGCGGGAUUAAAGCCAGCGUUCGAAAGCAGCCCUACUGUAAAUAUUGACCACUUUUAGACAAAGAGGAGAUUUAUCCGUCUUAUAUGGAUUGUGAAGGAGUAAUUUUCAGAUUUAAAAUCUGUGUAAUAGCUGAUUUUACUUUCAUUUCCCACUAAUGUGUUUAUUUUGUAAGUGGUAGCGUCAAUGCUGUGGUAAUCAGACGUCUGAUGACACGCCAGUGAUGACACAAGAGCGUUUAUAUCAGACUCAAACUCUUUUUUUUAUUUUAUUUUAUUUUGUUUUAUACCUCAACUCUAAGUGGAAGGGAAACAUGUUAAACAGCUCUUUAGUUCCACAUUUUAAUGUUCCACAUUUUAAUGUUCCACAUUUUGCUCUCCGUAGCUGCGUUUCUUUAUCCGAGUUUCUGUUUAAAAACUGAAACUGCGUUCCUGCGCUUCGUAUUUAAGCCUCUGUGGUACAAUGUGGUUUUGUUUUAUUUGCUUUUCUGUCUUUGUCUGAAUAUUGUCUGCAGAUCUGUUCUUGUCCUCGGUUCCCUCCAAAUACAUGACUAUAGGCAUUUAAAAUUUGACACAUUUGUGUACUUUUUUUCUUCUAUAAUUUAUGUAAAACUUGGAAUAAAUGAUUGGUACGAUGUA